GAGAAUCAUGUGACUUUCACCGUUACACAAAUGUGGUGCACAUACAGCAGGUUUAAUUUCAAUAUUAUUCCCUGUUUGCUUCAAUAGCAAUCUGUGUUCAUAAUAAUCAGUGCCACAUCAUAUUACUUUCAGAAUGAAGCGCUGGUAUGUUUCUACCCAGUUUUCCCCUUCAGCAGAUUCCCAGCCCUGAUAAGAGAAGCUCUUCCGGACUAAGACUCAGUUUUAUGAGGCUAAAGUCUGGAGCAGACAGCGUUAAGUGUCACUCUCCUAAAUAACUUUGAGGCUUUUGUAGCUCGGUUGUAAAGCAGAUCUCGGAGAAAGUGCCAGUAAUGAAGCUGAUCAUACUGAGAGACUAUGAUGAAGCCAGUGAGUGGGCUGCAAAGUACAUCCGAAACAGGAUCAGGAGCUUUAAUCCCGGUCCGGACCGGUUCUUCACUCUGGGCCUUCCAACAGGCAGCACUCCGCUGGGAUGCUAUAAGAAACUGAUCGAGUAUUAUAAGAAAGGGGAAAUAUCUUUUCAAUUCGUGAAGACCUUUAACAUGGAUGAGUAUGUAGGUCUGCCCAGAGACCAUCCCGAAAGCUAUCACUCCUUCAUGUGGAACAACUUCUUUAAGCAUAUCGACAUCCGGUCAGAAAACGCACACAUUCUGGACGGCAGCGCUCCAGAUCUGCAGAUAGAAUGCCAGGACUUCGAGGAGAAGAUUAAAGCUGCUGGUGGGAUUGAUCUUUUUGUAGGAGGUAUUGGACCUGAUGGACACAUUGCUUUCAAUGAGCCCGGCUCUAGUCUUGUGUCUCGAACCAGGGUCAAGACCUUGGCUAUGGACACCAUUCUGGCCAAUGCUCGUUUCUUUGAUGGAGAUCUGUCUAAAGUCCCGACCAUGGCUCUGACUGUAGGAGUUGGCACAGUGAUGGAUGCCCGUGAGGUGAUGAUCCUCAUCACAGGUGCACAUAAAGCGUUUGCCCUGUACAAGGCCAUAGAAGAAGGUGUCAACCACAUGUGGACGGUUUCAGCAUUCCAGCAACAUCCUCAGACCGUCUUCGUGUGUGAUGAGGAUGCGACACAAGAGCUGCGGGUCAAGACUGUGAAAUACUUCAAAGGCAUGAUGCAUGUUCACAAUAAGCUGGUGGAGGAACCAUAGAUUCUGCUGAAACGAGAAGGAGACUUUGAUUUGCAUUUAGUAUUUUAUCAUUAUUACGUUUAACAUUGUUAAAAUAAUACUUUUUCUACACGUAGUAGCAGAUACGAAGGACUUAAAUGAAAUUAAAAAUAUAUAAUCUCAAUAUGUGAAGUGUUCAGUUAAUGACUGGAGAUGACAAACACUUGAGUGUUGGAAAUUAUGUCUUUUAUAUGUGGUCUGCAUCUUUUUUCUUUUAGGGAGAUGCUUAUAAACAUGACUGAAAUACACCA
Silurus meridionalis is the source of this 1408-nucleotide messenger RNA. It is a transcript of the gene gnpda1, whose product is annotated as glucosamine-6-phosphate deaminase 1. Gene Ontology annotation, biological process: D-glucosamine catabolic process; N-acetylneuraminate catabolic process; N-acetylglucosamine catabolic process. The transcript has 6 exons. Gene Ontology annotation, cellular component: cytoplasm. Gene Ontology annotation, molecular function: glucosamine-6-phosphate deaminase activity; identical protein binding. The coding region runs from base 330 to 1139 and encodes 269 amino acids. The record is from RefSeq and is a predicted model, not a curated record. Lineage: Eukaryota; Metazoa; Chordata; Actinopteri; Siluriformes; Siluridae.